Helicoverpa armigera (cotton bollworm) is the source of this 1532-nucleotide messenger RNA. RefSeq names its product periodic tryptophan protein 1 homolog (gene nclb). Gene Ontology annotation, cellular component: nucleus. The record is from RefSeq and is a predicted model, not a curated record. NCBI's taxonomy places the organism in Eukaryota, Metazoa, Arthropoda, Insecta, Lepidoptera, Noctuidae. The transcript has 12 exons. Gene Ontology annotation, biological process: rRNA processing. Gene Ontology annotation, molecular function: protein binding. The coding region runs from base 104 to 1495 and encodes 463 amino acids.
AUAAGUGUCAAUGUCAUGAAAUUUUGAUCUCAUGUGCACAUUGUUUUUGUACAUGUGAUCGAAGAUAAAUACAUUUAUUUAAGUUAUAAUUUUUGCUAUUACAAUGGACGAAACAACGCCAACAGUUAGUUUAAUAUCAUGCAUGCACUUCGUUAGACGGGGUGUGGCUAAAGCAGUUCCAGAAAAGAUAGAGUUAACGGAAAAAGAGUUGGAGAAGAUCAUUAAACAGACUGCUGAUGAUUUGAGGAUAACAGAGGCCGGUGAAGAUCAGUCGGAUGAUGAAGACGAGGCUGCUGCAGCACCUAGAGAUCCACCGGCCGACCCCAACGAUGAGUUCAAUUUUGAAAAAUACGAUGAAGAGGAUGAUGUAAACCCUGUUGGCAUCGGUACAGUGGCUACUGUGCCAAACUUAGGUGAUCUAAGUGAAAAUGUACAGAUAAACACGGAAGGACCUGACAGUGAUGAAGAAGAUGACAUUAUCAAGCCAACCGACAACCUGCUUCUGGUCGGACAUGUAGAGAGUGACGCCAGUAUCUUGGAAGUAUAUAUCUACAACAAGGAAGAGGACUCAUUCUAUGUACACCAUGACAUCAUCCUGCCAUGGUUCCCGCUGUGCGUCGAGUGGCUCAGCCAUGACCCAACAGAUCCAAACCCUGGUAACCUAUGUGCCCUCGGAGGCAUGGACCCAGUCAUCCAAGUGUGGGACUUAGACAUAGAGAACUGCUUGGAGCCAGCGUUCAAGCUCGGCAAGAAACCCAAUAAAAAGAAGAAGACCAAACGGGUUGGACACAAGGAUGCUGUGCUUGAUAUGUCUUGGAAUAGGAAUUUUACACAUGUGCUAGCAAGUGGGUCAGCUGACAACACAGUUCUGUUAUGGGACCUGGACCAAGGCACACCACACACUAAAAUAAAAUGUUUUGAAGAUAAGGUACAAUCAGUGUCGUUCCACCCGUUUGAAGCGCAGACGUUGCUCUCGGGCGCCUGCGACGGCUCGGCCCGCGUGUCGGACUGUCGCAGCCCGGACGCACACCGCGCGUGGACACUGGGGCCGGAGAUAGAACGGGUCACUUGGAACGUGCAGAAUCCUUUCUGUUUUGCUAUGAGCAACAACACAGGCAAGGUAGCAUAUGUGGACUGCAGACAGGACACACCUCUGUGGACACUGGAUGCCCACGAGAAGGAAGUCACGGGACUGAUACUGAGCGAGUCAGUCCCUGGACUCAUGGUCACACUCAGCACUGAUCAGAAGAUGAAGACGUGGGAUAUUUCUGGGUCUGCCCCGGUGCAGGUGAGCGAGCGCACGUGCCGCGUCGGGGCGGUGCUGUGCGGCGCGGCGUGCCCGGACGCGCCGCACAGCGUGGCGGUGGGCGGCGACAACAAGCAGAACUACAUCGAGAUGGUCGACUUGAACAUUAGUGAGCAGUAUACUGAACGGUUCGGCUCACGGCCGCUGCUCAGACCUGCUGUCCCGGCACCCGAUCCUAUGGAGACAUAGAUUGUAUAUAUUUAUAUAAAUAAACUAUAAAAUUAUA